Orycteropus afer afer is the source of this 1083-nucleotide messenger RNA. It is a transcript of the gene HAPLN3, whose product is annotated as hyaluronan and proteoglycan link protein 3. The coding region runs from base 1 to 1083 and encodes 360 amino acids. Gene Ontology annotation, biological process: cell adhesion. Gene Ontology annotation, molecular function: hyaluronic acid binding. NCBI's taxonomy places the organism in Eukaryota, Metazoa, Chordata, Mammalia, Tubulidentata, Orycteropodidae. The record is from RefSeq and is a predicted model, not a curated record. The transcript is spliced from 4 exons.
AUGAGCCUACUGUUCCUGGUCCUGCUGUUGCUGCUGCCCUGCACCUCUGGACUGCCUUUCUACAAUGGCUUCUACUACUCCAACAGCCCUGAUGGGUGGGGCCUGGGUCAUGGCCAUGGUGAAGGCCUCUUCAAUGGAGUAAAGCUGGUGGUAGAGACACCCGAGGAGACCCUGUUUACCUACCGAGGGGCCAAUGUGACCCUGCCCUGUCACUACCAUUAUGAGCCAGCCCUGGCCUCCCCGAGACCCAUACGUAUCAAAUGGUGGAAGCUGUCAGAUAAUGGAGCUCCAGAGCAGGAUGUGCUGGUGGCCAUCGGGCCAAGACACCGCUCCUUCGGGGUCUACCAAGGCCGAGUGCACCUGCGUCAGGGCAGGGAGCGUGAAGUCUCACUGGAGAUCAGAGACCUGCGGCUGGAGGACUAUGGGCGCUACCGCUGCGAGGUCAUUGAUGGGCUAGAGGAUGAAAGUGGCCUGGUGGAGCUGGAGCUGCGAGGUGUGGUGUUUCCCUACCAGCCUCCUCAGGGGCGCUACCAACUCAACUUCCAUGAGGCCCAGCAGGCCUGUGAGGAGCAAGAUGCGGUCCUGGCCUCCUUUGAGCAGCUUUUCCGGGCCUGGGAGGAGGGCCUAGACUGGUGCAACGCAGGCUGGCUGCAGGACGGCUCAGUGCAAUAUCCCAUCACGCUGCCUCGGCAGCCCUGUGGUGGCCUGGGCUUGGCACCUGGUGUGCGCAGCUAUGGCCUGCAGCACCGCCGCCUGCACCGCUAUGACGCGUUCUGCUUCGCUGCUGCCCUAAAGGGGCAAGUGUACUACUUGGAGCACCCUGAGAAGCUGACACUGACAGAGGCAAAGGCAGCCUGCCAGGAGGAUGGUGCCCAGAUCGCCAAGGUGGGCCAGCUCUUCGCUGCCUGGAAGUUCUGGGGCCUGGACCGCUGUGACGCUGGCUGGCUGGCAGAUGGCAGCAUCCGCUACCCAGUGGCUCAGCCCCGUCUCAACUGCGGACCCCCUGAACCUGGUGUCCGAAGCUUUGGCUUCCCACACCCACAGAGCCACAAGUUUGGGGUCUACUGCUACCGUCAACGCUAG